Messenger RNA from Spodoptera exigua (beet armyworm), 895 nucleotides. NCBI's taxonomy places the organism in Eukaryota, Metazoa, Arthropoda, Insecta, Lepidoptera, Noctuidae. The record is from the annotation of a GenBank genome assembly.
AUGAAAGUCCACCUUCAAUCCUAUACCACGACAUAUGAGGGGCCCGGAGAGUAUAUACACGACGAAACUAUAAAUACGGACAACUAUGGUUCGGACAACAAUCUCCUUGUAGCUCGUUCUUCCCAGAAGAAUAAUGAGAGUCGUCCCCACGAGUGCGAAAUAUGUCACAGACGGUUCAAGAGGAAACAGCAUCUCAAGGUUCACAUGAAUGUGCACGCUAAAAAUGACUUCACUAUAUGGUGCUCAUUCUGCGGAGAAGGUUUCCUUUCCAACGACCAGUUUGAGACCCACCAGUGCCAGCUUAUGUCGCAGGACGGCGAUACACAGGGCGAGCAGAGCGAGCAACCUCCACAACUACCCUCCCCCCAAGUAUUCCCUCCACAAGAACAUAAGAAAGAAAACAAAUACCCAGCGGAAUAUAUGGACUUAGGAGAGCUAGCAGCGAUAGACAGCAUACAAUAUUUAAACGUAGAGGAGAAAUCGUUGCCUGUCCCGCAACGGGUGUUCGUCUGCAAGUUCUGCUCCAAACCCUUCAAGAGGAAAGACCAUUACAAGAUUCACUUGAACAUACACACGGGCGUGAAAUCCUUCUUCUGUACCGAAUGCGGGAAAGGUUUUUACCGCAAGGAUCACCUGCAGAAGCACAUGAUGGUUCAUACCAGAUUGAAGCCUAAGAAGGAGGUCCCCGCCCUAGUCCCCAUACACCAGGUGCCCAAGAAAUCGGUGGUGUUGCCUGAGAUUACCAUUCAUGCUCCACCUAGUGCGAAGCUUCGUAUGCCUCUGCAAAUCAAAGUUCCGUACCAGAUGGUCGUGUCUAUGGACAAUGGUGAGCAACGGGCAGUCACCAUCGACCCUCAAGCAUCCAAUUCCAAUUCUUCGUAAUGUAUGUACCAAC